This is a messenger RNA of Heterobilharzia americana, 2175 nucleotides long. Lineage: Eukaryota; Metazoa; Platyhelminthes; Trematoda; Strigeidida; Schistosomatidae. The record is from the annotation of a GenBank genome assembly.
AUGGAGGUAGAAAUCUUAUCACCUGUCUGUUGUACUGGGAUUGACAGAGAGGAUAGAAAUAGUUUACAUGAUUAUACAGAUCAGCUGAUCAGUCAUUCAAUUGAUGAAGGCAUCUCUGCUUUGUCUGAUGAGCCAACAAAUAUACAAUUGGAAAAUAAUAUCAACUCAACAAAUCAUCCCGAUGAUAAUCAGAACGUUGUUCUAGAUGAAACUGUCGGUGAUUUAGAAAAGCUAGGCGAUGAUUUAAAAACACUAUCUCUUGAUCCAUUCUCUAUUGAUUUGGCCAGUUUACCAUAUCCACCUGGUUAUUCAAUCAUGAAACAAAAUGAUUCCAAUGAAAAUUAUGCUAAGCAUUGCAAAGCAUUACAAGAAAUUGAAGAUGAAAAUUCCAAAGAACCAAGAAUGACAAAAAAGUUUUUAAAACAACAUUGUGCAAAACAUAAACUGUAUCAAACACCACAAUUAAAUGACAUCUUAUAUCUUCAUUAUAACGGCUUUUCAAAAAUUGAAAAUCUUGAAGAAUAUACUGGUUUAAGAUGUUUAUUUUUAGAAGUGAAUGGAAUAUUGAAAAUUGAUGGUUUAUCUAGUCAAAUUGAAAUGCAUCAUAUGCAAUAUUUGGACACAUUGGAUAUAAGCCAUAAUUUGAUAAGUAGAAUUGAAAAUCUUGAUAUGCUUCCAAAUUUAACAAGACUGAUUAUUUCUCAUAAUAAAUUGUCUGAGGUAGAAGAUUUAAUACAUUUGGUUAGGUGUGAAAGUCUUUCAGUUUUGGAUAUACAACAUAAUCAUAUUAAGGAUCCAAAUAUUGUUGAAGAAGUAUUUGCCAAAAUGCCGAAUUUGAGAGUUUUAUACAAUCAAGGGAAUACAUUUAUUCGAGAUGUGAAUAAUUAUCGGAAAAAUAUUAUUAAUCAGUGUAAAAAUCUCACAUAUCUUGAUGAUCGUCCAGUGUUUCCAAAGGAUAGAGCAUGCGCUGAAGCAUUUUAUGCUGAAGGUAUUGAAAAAGAACGUGAAGUACGACAACAGUGGAUUGAAGCAGAACAACAAAAAAUUUUAGACAGUGUUAAAUGGUUAUCUGGAACACGUAAACGUAUAGAGGCCAGGUGUCGAGAAGCUGAAUUACGAAAGCAAGCUGAAGAGGCUGGAUUACCAACAGAUAAUAUACAUGUCUCUCCUGGUGAUAUUGAUUGGCUCUAUGGAGAUAGCAAUAGUACACGGAAUGGUGAUGGCCAUUCAGAUGAAGAAUCUCUAUACUUAGAUGAAACAGAUGGAGUGAAUAAUUUAGCUCCACCACCAAUUUCUACAGGUGAUACUGAAGUAUGCCCUACAGAAGGAUCUAUUAUAGCAGCGGAUGGUUUUGAAGAAAUGUGCACAGAAAUAAAGAAUUCAAAAGCAAGGAUGGAAGAAACAUCGGCUAGUCUUUUUGAUUCUGAUUGUCAGGCAGAUUCAACUAACAUUCACUUGCUAAACAAUGAAAACAAUAUUGAUAAAGAACAAAAUAUCUGCACCAUUGAAAAUGAAACUAUUACUGAUCAACUUUGUGGUGUAGAAAAGGUAAUUGAAUUGACACCGAAUAUUGAAGAAAUUUCACUCUUAAAAAGUGAUGAAAAUCAUAGUUCUGUUUUUAGUCAACUCGAUAAAAAUACUACUAAUCGAAGCAAUUCAAUAUCAAUACUAAAUAUUUCAGAUAACUGCGGUGAAAAAGAAGAUGAAUCUGAAGAAUCUGAUGAAGAUUCUAUGAGGUCUAUAGAAACAGAUAAUCAGCUAUUUAGACCAACAUGUAUGAAAUCUUCAAGGAAUCUUAUCAUGGAAAUUAAUACUCAUAGUCAGCUUGAUGAAAACAUGAUGUUAUUGAAAGAAACAUCUGCAUUUAUCGAAGAUAUACAAAAUGAGGCGUUGAAUUCAUGCGACAAAUCACUUACACAAACAAUAGAUGAUAGAGAAAGGCAUCUUGUUCAACGGAUGAAUAACAUUAACAAUCAACGUUUCAUUGAAAUAUGUAAUGAAGAUGAAGAAGAUGAAGACAGUAUUCAAAAAAUUGAAUCAGAAAGUAUCAAGAAUGUUCAAAACCAAAAUAUAUCAUCAGAAUUGUAUCCAAAAGUUAUGCAAACAACACCUGUUGUAGGUAGUCAUUCAAACAUAACAAAUUUAUUCACAACAACAAUGAAGUGUAAUCACUAA